Messenger RNA from Drosophila erecta, 820 nucleotides. RefSeq lists its product as uncharacterized. The record is from RefSeq and is a predicted model, not a curated record. The transcript has a single exon. The coding region runs from base 111 to 755 and encodes 214 amino acids. NCBI's taxonomy places the organism in Eukaryota, Metazoa, Arthropoda, Insecta, Diptera, Drosophilidae.
GAAUGUUGCCUACGCCCAUGCGCCCAACUGUUUUUGUUUGGCGCUAAUGCAAAAUGCUGAUGCACUGCAAUCUAGUAAUCCCUUUUGAAAUUGCAGACUAAGCUAAUAUAAUGGAUUUCAAUCAGACUUUCGAGGACAUUGAAAGCCAGCUGGAUAACUUCGUGAUACGCAAGAAGCAUCAAAGUGAAAAGUCAGCGGGAAAGUGUGGUCCGGAGGUCCACGACAACGUGCCACUGACCAUAUCCCAGAUCCUGCGAGUAACUCAGGAUGCGGAUAGUGAAAAUGUAUUCAUAACAGACGAUGUGCAUCCGAUUCACUUUUACACCUGCAUCGUAUACGCCUUUGUGACUGGCAAUGGAACCCACAACGAGUCGUUCAUGAAGUACAUGAUAGACGAUGGCACCGGCUCCCUGGAGGCCAGCAUCAGCAAGAACCCAUAUAACGGACGAAUCAUCUCCAGCCUGUACAGUGAAGCCACCUCGCUGGCCUCCAGCGCCACCUACAAUAGCAUUGCCCUCAGCAUGAUGCGGCUGCUGCAGGCCUCCAUGGAGUACAUAGACCCAACGCGCAUUUCGAGGGGCCACAGUCUGUUCCUGCGCGGUCGUCCGAACAAGUACCGGGGUAAGAUCGGCCUGGACACCUUUUCGUUCUGCAUAGACAGCGGCAGAUCCCGGGAAAUGGAAAUUGGCUUCGUGGACUACUUAACCGACUGGCACCAAAGGUACAAAACGACACAGCGUACAACACAGAAAUAGUAUUGGGUUUUUUGUAUUGAAAUUUUACUGGUAAUAAAAGUUCAAAAAGUUUAAAUAAGGAGAAU